AUGAAGGUCACGGUCAAAAACUGGCACGCGAUUGCUCAAUGGCAAUGGGAUAUUGGGAGGUCGGAUGAUUCUGAAGAAGACGUCUGCGGUAUCUGUCGCGUGCCAUAUGAGGGGUGUUGCCCGUCAUGUAAGGUUCCAGGAGACGAUUGUCCCCUAAUCUGGGGAGAAUGCAGCCAUGUGUUUCACAUGCACUGCUUACUGAAGUGGAUUGGGACGACGUCGUCAAAACAACAAUGUCCAAUGGACCGCAGACCAUGGGGUGCGCCACACUGA
Messenger RNA from Stereum hirsutum FP-91666 SS1, 273 nucleotides. RefSeq names its product RING/U-box. Gene Ontology annotation, molecular function: zinc ion binding; cullin family protein binding; ubiquitin protein ligase activity. Lineage: Eukaryota; Fungi; Basidiomycota; Agaricomycetes; Russulales; Stereaceae. Gene Ontology annotation, cellular component: anaphase-promoting complex; nucleus. The transcript has 2 exons. The coding region runs from base 1 to 273 and encodes 90 amino acids. Gene Ontology annotation, biological process: protein ubiquitination; positive regulation of mitotic metaphase/anaphase transition; anaphase-promoting complex-dependent catabolic process. The record is from RefSeq and is a predicted model, not a curated record.